Molecule: messenger RNA, 1510 nt
Organism: Anopheles maculipalpis
Lineage: Eukaryota; Metazoa; Arthropoda; Insecta; Diptera; Culicidae
Gene: TfIIEalpha
Product: general transcription factor IIE subunit 1
Exons: 3
Coding region: 166-1461 (431 amino acids)
Biological process (GO): transcription open complex formation at RNA polymerase II promoter; transcription initiation at RNA polymerase II promoter
Cellular component (GO): transcription factor TFIIE complex
Source: RefSeq, a predicted model, not a curated record
CGCGAACUUUGUCGAUAGCCGCCAUACAGUGAAGUGAAAAAGCGUGCCACCACCGAACCUGGCCUUCGUGAAAACGAACAACAAACUGAGCGAGAAGCACACACAGAGUCAUCCCAGCGCCAGCCCAAUAUUUGACAGCUCUAAUCACCUGAAACUUGUAGAAAAAUGGGGGACCAAAGGUACGUUACCGAGAUACCAAGCAGCCUGAAACAGCUGGCCCGAUUCGUGGUCCGAGGGUUCUACACGAUCGAGGACGCACUUGUGGUCGACAUGCUGGUGAGGAACCCGUGCAUGAAGGAGGACGACAUCUGUGAGCUGUUAAAAUUUGAACGUAAAAUGCUGCGCGCCCGGAUAGCCAUUCUUCGCAAUGACAAAUUUCUGCAAGUGCGACUCAAAAUGGAAACUGGCCCGGAUGGGAAAGCGCAAAAGGUGAACUAUUACUUUAUCAACUACAAAACGUUCGUAAACGUGGUAAAGUACAAGCUGGAUCAUAUGCGCAAACGGAUGGAGACAGAAGAGCGGGACGCCACCAGCAGAGCGAGCUUCAAAUGUUCUAACUGUAAGAAAACGUUUACGGAUCUGGAAGCCGAUCAGCUGUUCGAUUUCGCUACGAGCGAGUUCCGCUGUACGUAUUGUGGAAAUGCGGUGGACGAAGAUAGUUCCGCAUUGCCGAAGAAAGACUCAAGACUGCUACUAGCCAAGUUUAACGAGCAGUUGCAACCACUGUACGAUCUGUUGCGGCAGGUCGAAGGUAUCAAGCUGGCACCCGAAAUACUAGAACCAGAACCGGUAGACAUAGACACUAUACGAGGAAUCGCAAAACCAACCACCAAAGCACCGACGGAGCAGUGGUCAGGCGAAGCCACCCGAUCCAGCGGGUUUGUCGUGGAGGAAACGCGUGUCGACAUUACGAUCGGUGAUAGCGACACACUCGAUACGACCACACAGCGUAAGGAUCGGCCUGUAUGGAUGACGGAAUCAACCGUCAUUUCAAACGAUAUGGACGACAAUUCGGUCGAUGCCAUCCUGGAGAAAGCUGCCUUUACCUCAACGCAACCCACUUCGAUCGGUAGUGGUAGUGCGGGCAACAACAGUACCACCACGAACGUUAUGUCCACCCGCAGUCGAAAGGAUGCGGACGAUAUUAUGUCGGUAUUGCUGCAGCAUGAAAAACAAAGCGCCAACAGUACGGCAAACGAGGCGGUGCGCGGUUUGGGACAAAACAACGAUGGCAACUCGAGUGAUACUAGCGAUGACGAUCGGGACAUCGAAAAUGCGGAAAUACCGAGCGUCGAAAUAAUGGAUUCCGCGUCGGACGACGACAUGCCGACGGUAACCGUAGCCGGCAAGCCAUAUCCGCUGGAUGAAAUCAAUGACACGCUGAUAGCAGAUAUGACACCGCAGGAAAAGGAAACCUACAUACAGGUGUACCAGGACCACUUCAGUCACAUUUACGAUUAAAAAUUAGAAUAAUCAUGAAUACAAACAAAAUAAAUGUUAAAUUUGAAAC